AGACGCUUUGUUCCAGCCGCCCUGCGCUGUGCUCGAGAGCCAUAUGGCCGAGCGAGAAUCACGGCUCGUUGGGAUGUAUUGUUUGGAAUAACCCCGUCUUCUGCCGUCAGAAUGUCCACUUGUAUGCACUCAGCGUUCCAAGCGAGGUGUGUGCUCGCCUUUUGACGCCUUGGACACCGGGGUUGAUGACAACAACACAGUAGUGUUGGCAAAACCGGGAAGUCAUUUUCUGGCAAAGAUGAGGAUCCAGGGACAACCUGAGGGCGCUCGGCGGCGUCUGGAUUUAAGUACAGUCGGCGAGCUGAGGAACAUCGAGAUCAUCCGCGGCCGAGCGGGCUACGGUUUUACGAUCACGGGACAGCGGCCGUGUUCACUGAGCAGCAUCCUGAAGGGAAGCCCGGCAGAUGUGGUUGGACUCAAACAAGGCGAUCGCCUCCUGGUGAUCAACGGGGAAGACGUUUCGGCCGCCUUGCACGAGACCGUGGUACAGCUGAUUGGUAGCUGCGUCGGACCUUUACGGCUGGUCGUUCAUGCCGAUGGACGGGUCAUUGGAAACCCCAUCAUUAGUGAUGAAAAAUUUGUCAUAAGCCCCAAGAAGGAUCUUUUCCAGAGGGUUCUCCGCACCGUCUCGCAUGAUCCGAGCAACUCCGACCACUUGCACCAUGCGCUCUGCAGCAAACCGAGACCCCUGUCAGAACCGAUCAUGUCGCAGUGGUGCAAUCAGUGGAGCAUUGUGGCACAGAAACCAAAGGUCUGGGAUUCUGUUUUCUCAGAGGAUGCUAACCCAGACUGCGGCGUUUUAAACAUGACCCUAGUGGUGGGCUACCUGAGCUCAACGGAACUGAUUCUAAACACGACGGAAUCGGAGGAUGACUGCCUGAAAGCCAUCCGAGAGCGAAUACGCAAGUUGGGCACUGAGCAGGACACCCACACCCUGGUGAUGAUGAGGAUCACGUUUGACUGCAUCCGACUCUGCGACGACAUGGGCGCCGUGCUAGCCGCCUUUCCCACAGAGAACCUGGUCCUGGGAGCCGUGUGUGCCGAGGACCCUCGUUUCUUUUGCCUGGUCACGACUGCGCACAUUAUCGAUGGCUGCGUCCCACAAAACUGUCCCUUAAGGGCCUCCUGCCAUGUUUUCUUCAUGGAUCCAGACCUGGGGAACCAUGAGGAGCAUAUAGGAAUAGCGGCACGCUUUGGUUUCAACUGCACACCUGAUCCGGACACUUUUGCUUGCCUGGAGUUCCCCCAGACCCCACCGGACGUCCUUCAUUUUGUCAGCGUACUCUACAGUGACAUGGGGGAUGCUGUGGAGAGGCUAAGAGCCAAACUGGACUCUGAAGCUCAGCAGCGAGCCAAAGAGCUCCGCAAGCAAGGUAGCGCUGGUAGCAGCGGAGACAGCGGGAUCAGCGGCUUAGGCAGCGCCUCACCCCCUGAGGAGAGGGAUUUCCCUUCUGUAAUCCGAAACCACCCCGGGGUCCUGCUCCCCACCUGUCCAUGGGAUAAUCCUGAAGACCACACCCCAAGAAACCUCUGCCGUAAUAGCCACAAAACUCAUAACAGUGCCAGCUCCCUUUCAGAGUCGCUACCCGGCCCCGAUUCUCUUGCUAACUUCUACGGAGGCACCCCACCGAGGCUCAAGUUCCAGUUCAAGCCCCCGCCCCCUCCACCUCCUCUCCCUUUGGGCAAGAAAACAAUUGCAGACCCUCUGAGGGGAAGCCAGCGGUGGUUCUCUAAACCCAGGUGGCACAAAUCAGAUUCAGAACCUCAGGUGAUAUGCAACAACAACUGGUUGUCAAGUGUUGCCGGCAGCCAGGACCAGCCGCCUCCCAUGUGCCAGAUCCCCCCACACCGGUAUCGCUCGGCCGAGAUCCUGAUGCAGCCCCCGAAAGAGGAAUGGACCAAAAGGUUACUGGAGCAGAGGGACAAAGAACGCAAGAAUGGCAAAAAUGUCUCCAGGUUUUGGGAUAUGGGCGUCCUGCGUGCUUCCAAACGACGCUCUUCCAAACGCCUCAGCCUGGCACGAUCGCUGGACAACCUCGAGUCGGCCGCUUCCUCUGACGGCGAUUACAGCGGUGUCCAGUUGCAGGGAUGCUGCAGCCACAGCAGCCUGAACAGCAAUGGAAGCCUUCAGAAUCUUCCGGAGCAACGCGUCGCCAGCUGGGCAGCCUGCUUUGAGCGCCUCCUUCAGGAUCCGGUGGGCGUACGGUACUUCUCGGAAUUUCUCAAGAAGGAAUUUAGUGAGGAGAACAUCUUGUUCUGGCAAGCCUGUGAAUACUUUAGCCAUGUUCCUGCAAGUGAUAAAAAACAGCUUUCCCAGCGAGCCGGAGAGAUCUACAACAGCUUCCUGUCCAGCAAGGCCACCAUGCCAGUAAACAUUGACAGCCAAGCCCAGCUGGCCGACGACGUCCUUACGUCACCACGGCCCGACAUGUUCAAGACGCAGCAGCUGCAGAUCUUCAACCUGAUGAAGUUUGACAGUUAUUCCCGAUUCCUCAAGUCAUCACUUUAUCAGGAAUGUAUGCACGCCGAGGUGGACGGCCUACCCUUGCCGGACCCCUACCAGAUCCCCUGCAGUCCUGCGCCAUCCAAACACAGCGCGAGCUCAGACCGCUCUACCCUUUCCACGCCAAAGAAGGAAGCCAGGAAACAGAGGUCGGGGAGAUCGCUUAAUGAGGACAGCAAAGAUGAAAGCGUAGACAAAAAACGCGGCAUCUUCUUUUCGUGGUCCCGAAACCGGAGCUUUGGGAAGGGUCCCAAAAAGAAGGACAUUGGAGACAUCAACCUCGACUAUUGGGGCAGUAACGGUCGCCGUGAGUCCCAGGGCUCAUUGUCGUCUAGCACCAGCUUAGAGAUGUCCACUUCCUGCAAGGUGGAGUCAGACAAUCGCCACUCUGUUGGGGCGUGGGACCGCUCCUCCAAACACUGCAGCGUGACCCUGCCCGACGGCUCGUCUUCGUCCAUCGUCCUCCGGCCCGGUGCCUCCAUCAGGGAUGUCCUCCAAGUUCUCUGUCACGGCAUCAACGUCAACAUCGCCGCCGUGGAUCUUUUCCUGGCUGGAGGGGAGAAGCCUUUAGUGUUGGACCAGGACUGCAUGACCCUCAGCUCACGAGAUUUGAGACUGGAGAAGAGGACCUUGUUUAGGCUGGAUCUGGUUCCCAUUAACCGCUCUGUGGGUCUGAAAGCCAAACCCACCAAGCCCGUGACAGAAGUCCUGCGGCCCGUAGUGUCCAAAUAUGGCCUCCACCUCAGCGAUCUGCUGGUGAAAAUAAGCGGCGAGACGGAGCCUUUGGACUUGGGUGCCCCCAUUUCAACCCUGGAUGGCCUGAGGGUUGUGUUGGAGCGAGUCGACCCAGCUUCAAACAAAGACAAUAAAUCCAAGCCGUUGAAAAGCCAACCACCAACCAGGAGCCUUUCUACAACGGGAGAUGAGAGCCCAAAGGACUUUUCAUUGAGAGCACCCAGCGGUGCCGACUCAGCACUUCUCCAGGAAAAGAGAAAACAGAAAAAGAUAAAUAUAGAUGAAGCCGAAGAAUUCUUCGAGCUACUGAGCCGGGCACAGAGCACCCGAGCCAACGACCAACGCGGACUACUCACAAAGGAAGACCUGGUUCUUCCGGACUUCCUCCGCCUGGUCCCACUGCCGACUUCCACCCCGACCAGAGGCCCCGGCCCCCGCUCUGAGAGCUUAGACUCCCACCUUGGCUCCAACGGACACUCCGCGGCACCCAAGCGGUGCCUGAUGCCCCCCGUGGGCCGCCACACGCCGUUCGGCUACCACCUGUCCCCGAUCCAGCGGCCGCCCAUCUCGGAUGCUCGGCCGGGCCUUCAUACUGUGGAGGAGGACGCCCACGCCGACUUGACCCUCGUGGGGGAGGGUGACAUUAACAGCCCUAACAGCACCUUGCUGCCGCCGUCGCCAUCUCCCAUGCCGUCCCUGGAGGGGAGCCUGCCUGAGGCCAAUUUCACUCCGCCGCCGCCACCCUGCCCCCAGUCGCAAGAGUCCACUUCAGCGGCUACCAAAGCGCUGCCGGAGGACGUGAGGGACGUGGAGGGCGUCCAGCUGGAGGACUCGGAGGGAGCGUCCCAGCCCGAGGACUCGGAGCUCAGCCUGAGCUUUCAGGGUUACGUCGCUGAGCUGCGUCAGGUUCAGAGCAAAAUGAGGAACACCCGCAUUCCGCACGGGGGACAGCAAGACGACGACACGGACUGUAAGGCGGACAUUUUUAAGGCCACCGUCGUCUAAGCGGGACCCUCCUUUGACUCUACUGCUGCACUUUGACCCCCCCCCCCCCUCCCUCCCCACAUAUUGUAGAUGUGAUACUUUCAUGUUGCUUUGAUGUCAUAGCAAGUCAUGAACGACUUAAAAAAAUAGUACAAGAAAGAUAAUUCUUUUCCCGGGAAAUGAAGUUGGACACUUGAUUAGGUACAAGCACUGAUUCGAGUUGGUCUGCUUUGUUUUUGUCACUGUGGUGGUCUUUCUUUCUUCCUAACAUUCCUCCUCUCCUGUAGCCCAAGAACAAAAGAAGGAAAUACAGGAAGCAGCUUAAGAAUAAAACCACAACAAAAAUAAAUGUUAUGAAAUCAAGACGAUCUUUUUAACAGUUUUUUCUUGUCCAUCUGUACUGCAGUUUUUAGUUUUUGAUUGUUUGGUUUUUAAAUAUGACUUUUGUCAGUUAAUUUUGUUUUUGUUUAAUUUUAUUAUUGGAUAAUUUGGCUUUCAUGAGCAGCUUUAAAUUGUUAUCAUUUUUGUAAAUAUUUUUAUUUAUCAUUUUUGUUCAUUUUGUAUCAUUUUAUUGUUUCUUGAUCAUUUUCUUAAUUUCAUUUCAUUUUUGUUUUUAUUGUUAAAGUUUGUUUCUUACUAUUUUUGUUCUGUUUAUCCACAAUUUUUGUUGAUUUAAUUAUUUUAUUGAUUGAAUUAUUAUUUGUGUAAAUCUUACAAUUUUUCUUUAGUUUUAUUUUCUUUGUUAGUUUAUUUUGUUCCAUUAUUGAUUUUGUGUUCAUUUCACGUCAUUCUGAUUUUAUGAGUUCAUAAUUGUUGUAUAGUUUAUAAAAUGAUUUUAUUAGAAUUGAGCAACAUUGUCAAAGCGUAUCUAAAACAUUCCCUUUAAGAGCGUUGUAUCUCUUGGCUGUUUACAUUUUUAUAUAUAGGAUGAUCAUUUCAGAGAAGUAUUUCCUGUCUUGGAAUAUUCCACAUGAUGGUACUGUUAUCGUACUUCCUGCU
Molecule: messenger RNA, 5221 nt
Organism: Doryrhamphus excisus (bluestripe pipefish)
Lineage: Eukaryota; Metazoa; Chordata; Actinopteri; Syngnathiformes; Syngnathidae
Product: regulator of G-protein signaling 12-like
Biological process (GO): signal transduction; regulation of G protein-coupled receptor signaling pathway
Cellular component (GO): nucleus; plasma membrane; cytoplasm
Molecular function (GO): protein binding; GTPase activator activity
Source: RefSeq, a predicted model, not a curated record